GCCACCGCCGCCGCCGCCGCAGCAGCUGCAGCGCUGAGGUACUGGCGCGGAUGCGCAGGCGAAAGUCCGGGUUGCCUGCUCAAAGCUGAAAGUUCCCUCGGAAGAACAGUCAUCUCCCCAGCCCAUCAUGGCAGACGAAAUUGAUUUCACCACUGCAGACGCCGGGGCAUCCAGCACUUACCCAGUGAAGUGCUCGGCCCUACGCAAAAACGGCUUCGUGGUGCUGAAGGGACGACCAUGCAGAAUAGUGGAGAUGUCAACUUCCAAAACCGGAAGGCACGGCCAUGCCAAGGUUCACCUUGUUGGAACUGAUAUUUUCACGGGCAAAAAAUAUGAAGAUAUUUGCCCUUCUACUCACAACAUGGAUGUUCCAAAUAUUAAGAGAAAUGACUAUCAACUGAUAUGCAUUCAGGAUGGUUACCUUUCCCUGCUGACAGAAACUGGUGAAGUUCGUGAGGAUCUUAAACUGCCAGAAGGUGAACUAGGCAAAGAAAUAGAAGGCAAAUACAACGCAGGCGAAGAUGUCCAGGUGUCUGUCAUGUGUGCAAUGAGUGAAGAAUACGCUGUAGCCAUAAAGCCGUGCAAAUAAAGAGGGGGGACAUCAGGCCUGAGCAUACUGUUUAGGUCCGGGUCAGCUCCAGAUCUAAAGUCUGAUUCUAAGUUGUCACCAAAGCUAUGGCCUUCAUAAGCCACCUCAUUUUUUUUUAUUGUUUUCACAUUGUGCUGGGUUAGUUUAGUAAGCAAUUGGCAAUUUAAGAAAAUAAUCAAGAUGUAUAAUUCUUUAUUCUUAACUUUGUAGGUGUCUUUCCUAUAAUGUUCCUGCGGUUUUCAGUUUGUGAAUCCAAGAAACAGACAAGGUAGCUUCAGCAGAUGUGAUUUGUAUGAGAAAAUCAUUUCUGCAUUUUAGUUAAUGAAAAAUAAACCAGGGUUGUAAAUCAAUGUAACAUA
Molecule: messenger RNA, 948 nt
Organism: Oryctolagus cuniculus (rabbit)
Lineage: Eukaryota; Metazoa; Chordata; Mammalia; Lagomorpha; Leporidae
Source: RefSeq, a predicted model, not a curated record